AUGCAUAAGUUAUUUGAAAUCUCGGGAGACACGUCGGACUUUGCGUACGAAGCAACCGUUGAAGCGAUGAAAGAUUCAAGCUUUGCGGGGCCAGUGACGUGGCGUAUGUUUUGGGUUUGGGUGAGCACGGAGGCUGCGAGGUCGUUGAAAGCCCUCGAACUUCAGGAACCCGAACACGGUGGUGGUGAAAGAAAGAGGGAUAAAGUAAUUUGGAAAGUUCGAGGUGCAAAGCAGAAGCAGUAUCAAAAACACCACCCAGACGAAAAGAGUGUCAUUACCAGGCCGAUGGGAGUGAAUAUGAAAGACAUGGAGAAUACUAUUCAUGCUCGCGCUGCCUUUGCUCCGGUUCUUCCCGGUAAAGACGACAAUCUUGAUGAUGUUAAGGUGACAGUCGAGACUCUCGUACAGAGCCGCCAUCUGACGGCGAGGCAGGCGUUUUCAAUUCACUUGCAGCUUGAAUCAAAUGACCCUGUGGAGCAGGUAUUUGCCCGGGAAGUCAUUGCAGCACUUCAGUCAGAACUUGGUAACCGAGAGAUAGAGUUUGACAGCCAUGAAGAGCUCUUUCCUGUCGCAAAGACUAAUGUCAAGAUCGAGAAAGAGCAGACCGCAGACUGCCCAACAUUGAUCUCAGUCAACGCGAAUGACAAGCUGAUCGUGCUGUCGCAGUCAGCAGCUUUGGUUGCGCUACUUCCGCUUGCCUCUUCCUCUUGUGAGCAGAAAAAAAGGGGAUCGAAGUUGCCUCAGGUUGAUCCACGGCUAGAUGUCUUGUGCUCUUUGAUGUCCGCCGAUGGACUAACACGUUUUCUCAAGGAGCAGUACAUUGUCUUAGAGGAUGAGGCAAUGGUUCGUCACGAUGACUUGCACUGCCUAGCACUUGCGUCGGCGGUGCUACCAGCUUAA
Molecule: messenger RNA, 900 nt
Organism: Peronospora belbahrii
Lineage: Eukaryota; Oomycota; Peronosporomycetes; Peronosporales; Peronosporaceae
Source: the annotation of a GenBank genome assembly